Molecule: messenger RNA, 402 nt
Organism: Staurois parvus
Lineage: Eukaryota; Metazoa; Chordata; Amphibia; Anura; Ranidae
Source: the annotation of a GenBank genome assembly
GUUGGGUGAAUGCAUACUGUCGCCAUGCAAAGUUUUAUUAUGACUGCAGAUGAUGACAUCUUUGUUCAUACCCCCAAUCUGAUUUCAUACUUGAAAGAUAUGGAUCUAAUAGAUGUCCAAAACUUCUGGAUUGGUAGAGUCCAUCGCGGAUCGCCUCCAGUAAGGAACAAACAUAGCAAGUAUUAUGUCCCCUAUGAAAUGUAUCAGUGGGCUUCUUAUCCCGAUUAUACUGCAGGGGCUGCCUAUGUUGUUUCACGGGAUGUGGCAGCCAAAGUGUAUGAAGCAUCACAGACCUUAAAUACCAGCUUAUACAUUGAUGAUGUUUUCAUGGGAAUCUGUGCCAAUAAAAUGGGGAUUGUGCCUCAACAUCACUUAUUCUUUUCAGGGGAAGGUAGGGCUCCC